Messenger RNA from Osmia bicornis bicornis, 2386 nucleotides. Its product is annotated as neuropeptide CCHamide-1 receptor-like. Bases 564 to 1988 code for a protein of 474 amino acids. The record is from RefSeq and is a predicted model, not a curated record. Gene Ontology annotation, cellular component: membrane. The transcript has 7 exons. NCBI's taxonomy places the organism in Eukaryota, Metazoa, Arthropoda, Insecta, Hymenoptera, Megachilidae. Gene Ontology annotation, molecular function: neuropeptide Y receptor activity. Gene Ontology annotation, biological process: G protein-coupled receptor signaling pathway.
CAGUCUUCUCGGCGAGUCGAUGGGAGGCACAUUAAAAAAAGUACCACGUUAUUUUCGUGUUGAAUUCGACUCGUUAUUCGUUCGCUUAUUCGAGCCAUUGUUAUGCCGGUACAGACGAAACUCGAUUCGUUCGUCGAGUCACGACUAUUAGCAAAUUUUCGACAAAAUUUCAACGGUUAAUUAAUAAAAUUAACACUCUUACAGGCUUCGUUGUAAUCCAGUGGAAAAAUUUUCGGGCUAAUUUCCCUCCAUCGCGUUAAGUGCCAAUCAAUUUCACCGCAAUUAACAUUUCAAGCGUGCACGAAAAUGUUCAGCAGUUGUAUCCUGACCCAAAAAUGAAUCACGAGUACUAUUUUCGUUCGUUUGAUCGAUCAAGGGAUAAAUCGUGGCCUUUUAAUUACCGUGGAUAGCAAUAAGGCGAAGAACGCUGUUUCCGAUCAAAUUAGAAGCCCCGUGAAACCGUCCGCGGCCAUUGGCCACCACCGACACACCAUCAAAAUGUGAAACGCGACUACGAAUUCUAUUGGAACAAACGGGACCAGACACCAGGGUAAAACGAAACCAUGUUCAAAGCCCUUACCACGGUAUCACCGUUGGAUUCAUGGACGGUACCGUCCACGUCGUCGAUCCUCAGGGUGACGUCGGAAAUAUCAUCGGCCACCAAGUAUUCCAGCAUAGGGAGCGUGUACGAGGUGAUCAAUGAUACGAUACUGAAUGAGGAUGACAACAAGGAGGAAGAGUACACGCCGUAUCGCGAACGACCAGAGACGUAUAUCGUGCCGGUGGUGUUUCUCCUUAUAUUGCUGAUCGGGUUAACCGGAAACGGGGUGCUGGUGCUCACUAUACUCCGACACAGAAACAUGAGGAACGUUCCUAAUAUUUAUGUUUUCUCCCUGGCGCUUGGAGAUCUCCUGGUGAUAGUUACGUGCGUGCCGUUUACCUUCACCGUCUACAUUUUAGACUCUUGGCCCUUCGGGCUGGUGCUUUGCAAAGUUUCCGAGUGCGCCAAAGACAUCUCCAUCGGGGUCUCGGUGUUCACAUUAACGGCACUCUCGGCGGACAGAUUUUUCGCUAUCGUGGAUCCGAUGAGGAAACUCCACGCCACCGGUACAGGGAGGCAGGCAACGGGUUUCGCGAUCAUCGUUGCUGCGAUGAUUUGGCUGUUAGCCAUUCUGUGCGCCAUUCCAGCUUCUUUUUCCUACAUCAAAGUAUUCCGGGUGAACAGGAACGUGACCUUUCGCGCCUGCUAUCCAUUCCGGGAAGAGUUCGGCCCGGGAUAUCCUAAAACCAUCGUCGUCUGUCGUUUCUUCAUCUACUAUGCGACGCCGCUUACCAUCAUCGCCGUUUUUUACAUUCUGAUGGCCAGACAUCUGGUGAGAAGUACCAGAAAUAUACCUGGAGAGAUGCAGGGUCAGGUGAGACAAGUAAAAGCACGAAAGAAGGUAGCGAAAAUGGUGAUGACUUUCGUGAUAGUUUUUGCGGUGUGUUUCCUCCCUCAGCACGUGUUCAUGCUGUGGUUUUACAUUCACCCGUCGGCGCAAGAUGAUUACAACGUUGUCUGGCAUUAUUUUCGAAUACUCAGCUUCUGUCUGGCGUUCAUCAACAGUUGCAUCAACCCCAUAGCUCUGUACUGGGUGAGCGGCACGUUCAGGAAAUACUUCGACAGGUACCUGCUUUGUUGCGUGCCGAGGAGGAUUCGCAGACGACAACGUCGUUCAUCAGACCUGAGUUCACGGGGUCGGGGUCAAAGUAUCACGUUGAUGAGCUCUAAAAGGUACAUGGGUGAUUCUCGUCGAGGACAACGAAGCACCGUGCAUAUGUCCAUCCUUGGUAAUGACGUUAGGGCGAGCCUUCCAAGCAAGGAACAAGAGACGACCAUUAGUUUAACCGCGUGUCCAAAUGGCGUUGAUGAUGAUCCGAGAAGUUAUCGAAAUUCGACCAUCGAACCGACCAUCAGUCGCGAGUGCUCGUUAAAAUCCAAGGACUGAACGAUUCAGCGAUUCCUUGAUAGCUGGUAAUUUAUUUUGUUUUUUUAUGUGAACGAGGACUUCGUUAAUUGAGUUGAAUAAACUGUGAUCAUUUCUCGAACGAUUACCUCAUACUGUGAAAUGAAAAAGUGUUGAAAUUUGAAUGAAUGUAAAAGAAGAGUAAGAAAAAGUGUGAGUAAUUAUUUUUAAUUAAUAUUAUCUAGAUUAAGAUUAUUAAAUUCAAUGAAAGUCAGGAUGGAAUAUCAUCUGUCAUUUUGUGAUUAUCAUUGAUUUCUUCUCGAUGCACCAAUCGUCGAAACUAGAAUUAGACACGGAAGCAAUUUGUAAAUCGAAUCGAUGUGGUACGUAAGUGUACAUUCAAAGCACAUUCAUUUUGUGAAUAAAAUUUAGACAUCGAA